This is a messenger RNA of Belonocnema kinseyi, 1651 nucleotides long. RefSeq names its product fatty acyl-CoA reductase wat-like. Gene Ontology annotation, biological process: long-chain fatty-acyl-CoA metabolic process. Gene Ontology annotation, molecular function: alcohol-forming very long-chain fatty acyl-CoA reductase (NADP+) activity. The transcript has 10 exons. Bases 94 to 1602 code for a protein of 502 amino acids. Gene Ontology annotation, cellular component: peroxisome. Lineage: Eukaryota; Metazoa; Arthropoda; Insecta; Hymenoptera; Cynipidae. The record is from RefSeq and is a predicted model, not a curated record.
CAGUGAAAUAAAUUGGAGCAGACAUUGAAAAAAGUGAAAAAUUAUAAUAUUUUUAUAGUGAUUUUGUUUAAAUUUAAAAAGAUUUUAAAAAUCAUGCCAGAUGUUCGACAAUUCUACGAGGGAGAGAAUGUAUUUAUUACAGGAGGAACAGGAUUUAUGGGAAAGAUUCUGAUAGAAAAACUUCUACGGUAUUGUCCAGAAAUAGGGAACAUCUACCUCUUAAUGAGGAUCAAGAAAGGCAAACCAACUCAUGAACGUCUUAGUGAAAUUGCUACAUUGCCUAUGUUUGACCCCUUGAGAAAAAUAAAUCCAGAUUUUCAAACAAAGCUUGUACCAAUAAGUGGAGAUGCAAGUAAACCUGGUUUGGGGUUGUCUUCUGAGGAUCGAUCAAUAAUUACAACAGAGGUUUCCAUCGUAUUUCAUGCUGCCGCUGCUACACGAUUUGAUGAUUCGUUGAGGUUUUCCGUGCCGAUUAACGUUAAUAGUGUAAUAGAAGUCAUCAAUAUUUGCAGAGAAUGUCAAAAAUUGAAAGCCGCUGUUUACGUAUCUACAGCAUUUAGUCAAUGCGUCCAUGUGCAUGAAAACAUAGAAGAAAAAGUAUACCCGAUAUCUAUGACAUAUGAAGAAAUUAAUAACACUGUACAAAUAAUGAAGCGACGAAAUUUUUCAGAAAAGGACGAGGUUCAGUUCACUAGAAUUUUACUGGGUGAAUUUCCAAACACAUAUGUGUUUACGAAAUCAAUUGCUGAAGGAGUGUUAAAUGAGCAAGCAAGGGAUCUACCAUUUUCUAUUUUCAGAUUUCCUAUAGCUAUUGCAACUUACAAAGAACCCGUACCUGGAUGGGUUGACACUGUUCAGGGGUUUAAUCAAGCAAUAAUUGGAAUCGGAAUAGGUGUAAUACGAGUCCUGAAUAUUGACAUCAAUGCACAUGCCCACAUGGUACCAGCAGAUUUCGCCUGUAAUGCUUUAAUCGCAACUGCAUGGGAGACUAGCACUUUUGAAAAUAGAGAUAACCCGGAAGAACUGCCAGUGUACAAUUACGUUUCGGAUGAAUGUAAUAUAUUAACUUGGAAUUCUUUAAGAAAAAUGAUGCAAAAUCGUAGAUAUGCUUAUCUACCAAUGAAAACUAUUUAUUUUCCUGACUCGUUUGUCAUCAAGUCGACUAAAGUCUUUGCUUUCGCUCAUUUCAUCUUACAUCUUAUCCCAGCUUUAUUGGGUGACGUAGUCCUGAGAAUUUUAGGGAAACCCCCCAUACUUUAUAAAGUGUACAAAAAAGGAAAUAAACUGCUGAGAGUAACAAGGUUCUUUUUAUUAUGGAACUGGACAUUUGAAUCUAAGAAGGUGCAAUCCUUGUGGAAGAAACUUUCCAAAGCUGACAAAGAAUUGAUACCGUUUGAUUUAACAACUAUAGACUGGGAAGAUGUAGCUACAAAACAUUGGAAUGGAACUCUGAAAUAUGCACUGAGAGACUUUGCGACUACGGAAGAACGAAUGCGUAAAUCUAAUAGAUUAAGGAGAAUUCAUAGGACCGUUCAAGUUUUGUCUGCGACUUUCAUGAUUUGGGUACUCUGGAAAUUAUACCUGGCCCUAUUCGAAGUAUAGAUUGCAUAUACUACUAAUUUAGGAUGCCAUACAAAUAUUCAAAGAUUCG